AUGCGUUCCAAGUUCAAGGACGAGCAUCCCUUUGAGAAGCGCAAGGCUGAGGCCGAGCGUAUUCGCCAGAAAUAUGCCGACCGUAUUCCAGUGAUCUGCGAAAAGGUUGAGAAGUCAGAUAUCGCAACCAUCGACAAGAAGAAGUACCUUGUUCCUGCCGACUUGACCGUCGGUCAGUUUGUCUAUGUGAUCCGCAAGCGCAUCAAGCUCUCUCCCGAGAAGGCCAUCUUCAUCUUUGUCGAUGAGGUCCUACCACCAACGGCUGCGCUGAUGAGCAGCAUUUACGAAGAACACAAGGAUGAGGACGGGUUUCUAUACAUUACAUACUCCGGCGAGAACACCUUUGGUGACCUGUGA
This is a messenger RNA of Penicillium oxalicum, 357 nucleotides long. Its product is annotated as autophagy-related protein 8. Gene Ontology annotation, molecular function: phosphatidylethanolamine binding. Gene Ontology annotation, biological process: cellular response to nitrogen starvation; macroautophagy. The record is from RefSeq and is a predicted model, not a curated record. Bases 1 to 357 code for a protein of 118 amino acids. NCBI's taxonomy places the organism in Eukaryota, Fungi, Ascomycota, Eurotiomycetes, Eurotiales, Aspergillaceae. The transcript is spliced from 3 exons. Gene Ontology annotation, cellular component: cytosol; fungal-type vacuole membrane; autophagosome.